GGGACGAAGGGAGCGAGAAUUACGCACACCCUGAUCCUCUCCCUUCCUUCCAGAACCAGUGUGGCGGUGGUGGUGUGCAGGCAACUCUGCAGAACCUCCUCAGUGAGAGAGAAGUUUUCGCCCAAAGGAUUCGGUCCAAGAAUUACCUUCAUGUCGACUCUGUUGGAUACUAACCGGCCGAUGCUAUGGUUACCUUUAUUACGAUCUUACAGGUGAAUCUAGUGAUGUCCAUCCUGCUCUAUGUGAUGGUCCUCGUGUACCUCUAUGGUAUCCAGGCAACGGACAUGGACAACAGUCGCCAGGGGCAACACCAGCAGCAGCAGUCGCCGCCGCCGCCGCCCAGUCCGGACCCUUUAAACUCGCUCAUCAUCCAGCUUCUCCAGGCCGACCUGACCAGGGGGAAGAACCGGGCCAACCAGAGCCAGCAGGGGAAAAGCAGGCGCUCGGAGCACCAGGACGCACCGCCGCCUCUCCUCGGCGACGCCGAGCGGUGGGGGGAGGCGGGCCGGAGCGGCGAGAGCAGCGCCAGCGCGGAGCAGGGCCGGGUGAUGAUGUUGUUGAACUCUGACCUACUGAGGCAGCACAAGCGGUUCAAUUCGCCCCGGGUGCUGCUGAGCGACCGGGCGCCGCUACAGCCGCCGCCGCUGUACAUGGCCGAUGACUUUGUGAGCGGCGGGCCGGAAGGCGAAACGUCCGCAAACAAGACCCGGAAGAAGCGCUACACUGAACACAAGAGUUAUCGCGGGGAAUACUCGGUGUGCGACAGCGAGAGCCAGUGGGUGACUGAUAAAACUCAGGCGGUGGACACGAGGGGGACCCCGGUGACCGUCCUGGACAAAAUUAAAACCAGCGCGGCGCAGGAUAUCAAGCAAUACUUUUACGAGACGCGCUGUCGGACCCCGAGGCCCUUUAAGGGAGGCUGCAGGGGCAUCGACGACAAGAACUGGAACUCGCAAUGUAAGACCACGCAGACUUACGUGCGGGCGCUGACGCAGGUGCGCAACUCAGUCGGCUGGCGGUGGAUACGCAUCGACACUUCCUGCGUUUGCGCCCUGUCCAGGAAACGUCACCGGACGUAAACGUGCCGCCUGGAAUUCGACAGGACGUUCCAUUUACGGCUCGGGUGCUCUCCCGCCGCGUGAUUCUGCACGUGGGCGGCGAUAGCAAAGGAUUUCUGCUGAAGAAAACCUGGUUCCAGAAUUUCCACGCCAGCAAUCCACAAACCGGUGCGGCGUUGCUGUUUUGGAGGAACUCGUCCGAGUCAGGGUGUGAAGGGGAACUGUACAUAUAAAUUAUUUAAAUUAUAUGAAAUGCAUGUGGUUUAUACAUGUCUAUAUAUAUGUGUGUGUGUGCGUGUGUGAGAGAGAAUAUAUUUGUGUUAUUUAUUGAAAGAAGUCUGCUUCUGACGAGUGAGCGACAGUGGACUUGUGUUGCGAAUACAAGGCUGAACGGGGCCGCAAAGGUGCUUCACACUGAGACUUAUUAUGUGCCUUCACCAGUGUGGUUGCCAAGCAAAGUGGGACACACAUACACACACGGACACACACGGACACAAAAGAAUUUUCAACUGAUUUUCCAUAAAGCUGCAAAUGAUCAGCAAUAAAUGGCUUAAGGAUUUGAUUGGGCACGCAGACUAUCUGAGGAAAAAUUGGCCAAACCGCGUCUUCAAACAGCUCAUUGUGUGAAGCUUUGGACAAACUCAAUCCAGAAAUCGCUGUCAGUGAAUGAAGUGAUUUAAAAAAAAAACAA
Molecule: messenger RNA, 1749 nt
Organism: Hippocampus comes (tiger tail seahorse)
Lineage: Eukaryota; Metazoa; Chordata; Actinopteri; Syngnathiformes; Syngnathidae
Gene: ntf3
Product: neurotrophin 3
Exons: 2
Coding region: 186-1079 (297 amino acids)
Biological process (GO): negative regulation of neuron apoptotic process; neuron projection morphogenesis; nerve development
Cellular component (GO): dendrite; axon; synaptic vesicle
Molecular function (GO): nerve growth factor receptor binding; growth factor activity
Source: RefSeq, a predicted model, not a curated record